AUGUGUGUGUGUGCACGUGAUUUUAUAAUUAAAUUUAGAAAUGAUAAUCAAUAUAGAAACCAUAGAUGGCCAGAAUUAAUAAUCUCAAUAAUACAGAAUUUAAAUUUUAUCAAAAUUAGAGUAAGGCCUCAAUCGACCAAUGAGAAGCUAGAUUACUGUGACACGUGCACAAAGGUCAACCAAUCAGCCAAACAGAUAACGCUGGGGUCCGAACGUAGAUUCACUUUUGAUUACGUUUGUGACGUUGGUAGCGAUCAGGGAUUAGUGUAUGACGUCUGCUGCAAGAGUUUGAUUGACGGGUUAUUUGAGGGUUACAACGCUUCACUGAUAGCUUACGGACAGACUGGCUCUGGGAAAACGUACACAAUGGGAACGAGUUUUGAUCUAAAUAUAGAACCGGAAAAGGUUGGCAUAAUCCCGAGAGCCGUCGACCAAUUAUAUUCCAGUAUUCAAAAUCAAAUAAAAAUGGCGGACGGAAGUGUGUUUCCCGCGCCGGAGUUUGACAUUCAGGCUCAGUUUAUGGAGUUAUACAAUGAAGAAGUUUUCGAUCUAUUGAGCCCUUCAUCAAUGGAUAAGGUGACUAAAAAAUCUGGAAUUCGUAUUCACGAAGACGGUGAGGGCAACAUACAGGUCACGGGACUGACCAGCCAGCCAAUCAACUCCGUCGAAGACGCCAUCAGGUGCCUUAAAAUAGGCACCCUAUCCCGAAGUACAGCCAGUACGAACAUGAACUUGACCUCCUCAAGGUCACACGCUAUUUUUAGCAUCACCUUGACCCAGAAACAAACAUCUGACAACAACAAUAAUAACAAUAAUAAUAAUAAUGACGACAACAACAACAACGACAAUAAUGGCAACAACAAUAAAAACAACAACGGAAAUGACGUCAUCGUGAUCACGGAAUUCCUGAGGGCUAAAUUUAACUUUGUCGAUCUGGCUGGUUCGGAGCGACUGAAGAGAACAGGAGCCACUGGUGAAAGAGCAAAGGAGGGAAUAUCCAUCAACUGUGGACUAUUGUCACUUGGAAACGUCAUUUCCGCUUUGGGUGACGUCACAAAGUUUGGAUGUCACGUGCCCUACAGAGAUUCCAAGCUGACCAGAAUCUUGCAAGAUUCCCUCGGCGGAAAUAGCCGCACGGUAUUGAUUGCUUGCAUCUCGCCAUCUGAUCGCGACUUCGUCGAGACCCUCAACACCCUCAGCUACGCCAACAGGGCCCGAAACAUCCGCAACAAACUGUCGGCCAAUAAGGAUCUUCGCACUUCGUCACAAGAUGGCGACCGGAAGUUGAUCGAGGCUUUGAAAGCGGAAGUGGAAGAGCUGAAGAAGAAGUUAAGAGAGGUUACAGAGGGCGGGCAAUCAAAUGACGUCAUUUGUGAGAAUCAAAUGCUAUUAGCUGAGAACAGAAAUCUUAGAGACAAAAUCAAAGCCCUAUCAAGCACAAUGGAUGAAGUAACAAGCUCGAAUGUUCAACUGAAAACACUCGUAGACGUUAAUGCAAUUCAGCAGGGCGGUAACGUUGAAGAAUGCAUCAAGAAGUAUGUCGCGGAAAUCGAAAGGUUGAAAGUCAGGCUUUCGUUGGCUGAGAGGAAUUUUGAAAUUUCGACGGCUAGAUCAUCAUCAGCACGACCGCCAUCAUCGUCAUCAUCAUUAAGAAUAAUAAUAAAAAUAAUAUUAAUAAUAAUAAUAACAUGGCGAUUUGUAUGUCAAGGUCGCUGUUUUCAAGGCCGGGCGAUGUCGGUGACCUAUUUAACGAUGAAAAUCUAAUGAAAUUUUGGAGCAGGCCAAGUUAAAUAUAGCCAAUCUGUCCAA
Messenger RNA from Helobdella robusta, 1809 nucleotides. RefSeq lists its product as hypothetical. Gene Ontology annotation, biological process: mitotic spindle organization; microtubule-based movement. NCBI's taxonomy places the organism in Eukaryota, Metazoa, Annelida, Clitellata, Rhynchobdellida, Glossiphoniidae. The transcript has 15 exons. The coding region runs from base 1 to 1764 and encodes 587 amino acids. The record is from RefSeq and is a predicted model, not a curated record. Gene Ontology annotation, molecular function: microtubule motor activity; microtubule binding; ATP binding.